Molecule: messenger RNA, 1497 nt
Organism: Scomber scombrus (Atlantic mackerel)
Lineage: Eukaryota; Metazoa; Chordata; Actinopteri; Scombriformes; Scombridae
Gene: aire
Product: autoimmune regulator
Exons: 12
Coding region: 1-1497 (498 amino acids)
Biological process (GO): humoral immune response; regulation of transcription by RNA polymerase II
Cellular component (GO): nucleus; cytoplasm
Molecular function (GO): DNA binding; translation regulator activity; DNA-binding transcription factor activity, RNA polymerase II-specific
Source: RefSeq, a predicted model, not a curated record
AUGUCCAGAGUGGAGGCUUUUAGGGACACAAACCUUCGCUCUCUGCUGAAGGAGUUGCGUACUGAUAUUGCAAUGGCUGUAGAUGACCCUUUUCCUCUUGUCUUUGGUUUGGCGGACAAAAACAUCAUCACUGACCAACUGCUCAAGGACACUCUGGAGAAGGAGAGCAGAGAAGGAAUCCACAAGGCCAUGUACACCCUCCUGUCCUGGGUCUUGGAGCAGAGCAGAUCCAUUGUCCAGACCUUCUGGAGCAACUUGACCAAAGACUACAACCUGGACAGCUACCCCAAGUUGCAGACACUGCUCACUAACCUGCAUACUAAAAGGGAUGCUGCAGGUCUCCGAAGUGAGAAGAAAUCCUCCAGAGAUCACAAAACACCUCACAGCAAGAAGAGGAGCCACGAGGAUAGAGGGACUAACUCCAGUGAUCAACUUUCACAGUAUCAUGCCAAGACAAGCGAUGAACCAGGGGGUAAAGUGAAGCUGUACAGAGUGAAGAGUGAAGCUCCAGCCCUGCAGUUACCAUCUGGAAAUAGUAAUUACCAAUUGAGUCAAAAUUCUGCCUCAGGUGUGACGGCGUCCUCCUCAGUCCAGAGAGGAGUCACCCUGUCCUCCUCCAGUGAGCCACCAGUCAGCCAUGAGUCCAGAGAGAAGAUCCAUAUCAAGCAAAUGUUUGGCUCAGACGGUGAUGCGAGAAAGUCCAUUAAAGUUGGAGGGGAGUUUUACUCAUGUGGUACAUCAGAAGAUAUGACGGGAGCAUCCAAAGCUGCUAAGACCACAUAUCACCACAGGGGGGAGACAAACACAGAGGUUCAUUAUAAUGACGACGAGUGUACGUUGUGUAAGGAUGGAGGGGAGUUGAUAUGUUGUGAUGGUUGUCCUCGAGCUUAUCAUCUGACCUGCCUGGACCCCCCACUCAUAUGUAUACCAAGUGGCUCUUGGCAGUGUGAGUGGUGCCGUUGCAACAUAGUGAAAAAAGAGAAAGCCCAACAACCUUUACAACCACUCGUUCCUCAGCCUCAGCAGACAAACACGAGCUCCAGUAACUCCACCAUAGAUGUCUCCUUCUUCUCCUCACUGUCGUCCUCCUCUCUCACCAAUGGCAGAAACCAGUGCUCAGGUGGAGAGCCGGUCAGUGUGAGGGAGGUGUGUGCUGUUUGUCACCUCAGGGGAGGAGACCUGACACACUGCCUGCAGUGUUUGAAGCACUACCAUGUACACUGCAACUUUUCCAAAGGGAGAUCCAUCUGCUGGUCCUGCUCCAGGCCCUGGGGAAGCUCUGCAGAGAAGGAGCCUGAAUCCAGAAGUUUGCAGCUCGCCCCGGUGGAACAAAAUACACAGAGUCCUGAACAGAGCUCCUCUGUCACUGAGACCGUCCUCCACAAAGAUGACCUGGACUCCAUCCUGGGAGACCAGGGCUCCAUCGAUGGCAUCUUGCAGUGGGCCUUUCACAACAUCUCUUGCCCUCUUCCAGACUCUCAAGGAUGCUACCAGUGA